Setaria italica (foxtail millet) is the source of this 2560-nucleotide messenger RNA. RefSeq lists its product as uncharacterized. The record is from RefSeq and is a predicted model, not a curated record. NCBI's taxonomy places the organism in Eukaryota, Viridiplantae, Streptophyta, Magnoliopsida, Poales, Poaceae. The transcript has 5 exons. Bases 534 to 2447 code for a protein of 637 amino acids. Gene Ontology annotation, biological process: asymmetric cell division.
UCCUCGGGAUGUUCUUCUUGCCUCCUCCAGACCAAACCCCAAACCCAAGCACCCCAUAUCCCACCAAAUGCCUGCUGCCCAAUGAUGGCUGCUGCUCCCAUCCUGCUCUAGAAGUCUAGCUCCACCACUCCACCCUCCUUGUCGCCGCAUUGUGGAGCCGGCGGCGGCCGCGGGCGAGGGCGCCUUGUCCUCUCCCCUUCUUGGAGGCAACGGCGGCCGGUGAGGGCGUCUUAUCCUCUCCUCUUCUUGGGGGCAACGGUGGCCGGCGAGGGCGCCAUAUCCUCUCCCUUCUUGGAGCCGGCGGCGGCCGCGGGCGAGCCAGGCAAAUUUCAAUCUUUCCUUCUGAGUCUCCCCUCCCUCUUCCGGAUCUUCGGUCCGCCUCCGGCGGCUGCCCUCAGUCGUUCUGGUGGACCGGAGAUCCGCCUGGAGGUGGAGGAUUGGAUUUUUGGAUUGUUCAAGAAUAUUGAGCUGUGGAGAUGAAGAGCCUUCAGUGCUUCUGUUGAAGAAUUAGGGUGAGUCUUUGACUUUUCCAGAUGGACAAGCAGAGCAACCCCAAGAAUGGGGAAGUGGAGAACAAUGUGUUUCGCAGGAUGAUACUUAAUCAGUUUGCUGGGGACAUCGGUUUCGAUGAGGAGAAUGUGCCUUGCAAUACACCAAGAAACUCUGUUCACUCCACAUUCGGUCGCUCAUCAGGCAGGGCUGUUGCUUCUACUAGCGGCAGCCACAACACUGAUUCAGUGAGCCCAGGCGAGUACCUGAAUGAUCCUGGAUCCAUACUGAGUUUGCAACCUUGGAUCUUUAAGAGAAGCGGCUCACAGAACAGUGAGGAAAGGAUGCAUGCUAGUGGCAGCAGGGCAUUCGGUUCAGGCAAAAAUCUGGCAAAUUGCUUUCGAGAUGCUCAAGCUGUCGAAGUCUGUGCAAGGAGCCCUGGUGUUGGUUCUGGACCUGGAAGGGGUUGUGGAGCUCUUAGGAGCAGAAGAUCUCGUAGGAAUUUGAUGAAGCCACUUGUGCCGAUGAACAACUCCUAUGUUCCUCAUCUUUACAGUGAGAACUUUGAAAUUGAAGAAUGUACAUUUGCUCCAGUUCCUUCCCCAGCUUCUGCUAGGCCAUUCAUUGUGACAGAUGGGAGAAGGAUAAUUAGUAAAUCAUGCUAUGAGCCAGUACCUGUACCCUUUAAUACUGGAUUUGAGGAGGAGGAAUGUAGAGGCACCUUAGUGAUGCCAGGAAGUGUGAUUGGGAUCGCUUCUCUACCUGAGCUGAAGAAAUUGAAAGAGGAGGGCACAGAUUCACACGCUGCAAGGCUUGGUCUGUCUAGUUCUCAGAGAAGUAGUAAAUCAUACGGACAAGCAGGUUUACGUGAUCGAUUGCUCCUAUUCUCUACUGGGUUGAGCAUCGGUAUUCUAUCGUCUUCUCUGUCAAACAAGAAGGAAUUUGAUACGUUGAAGGGCACACUGAAGCAAAUGGAGAACUUGGUUCAGGAUUUACAAGAUGAGUUGGAGAUGAAAGAGGGUUUAACUGUGAAAGAAUUGCCUAAUGAAAGUUCUGGCGAACAUGAUGAUGAUAAUAGCAAAAUACAUGAAGUUGAUCCGGAGCCAAUGAGCAAAAUCGAAGCUGAGCUUGAAGCCGAACUUGCGAGACUGGAACUAAAUAUCACCUCGAAACGUUUGGAAGAAGAAACAUCUGACUUCAAUGAGGUUGACCAGGAGUUCAUUGGUGACAUUGUUUGUGGGGAACUGAAAGUUGAUAUGAUCCCUCGCGACCUCACAGAUUACAGCAGUGAAAGUGACCAUGACAUGGACAGCAGAGAAAGUUCCCCCGAUUACACACGUGGAGCAAACUAUCCCGUCUCGCCAAGAGAUCUCAGCAUUCGUCUCCACAAGGUGAUUCAACACAGGCUUGAAGAUCGAAUCAAGGAGCUUGAGUCAGCACUUGCCCAUAGACAGAAGCAGGCGCAACUGCAGAUGAUGGUGACCGAUGGAAUCUUCUCUGAUCGAAUCUGCUCAAACAGUGAGACGGGUUCUUCCAACCAGGAAAGUCCCAUGUUCAUACAAGAAACUAGCUCCAUGGCAGAACCCUACUGUCUAAACCUAUCUGGAGAUGCACUAGAAGCAUAUGAUGAAGCUUACGAGGAAUUCAUGAGAAUUGCAGACUCCCCUUGCACCACAAGUACAAAUGGGAAACCGCAGGUAACUGAAGAUUACUUGGUGGACCGUGGCUUAAUCUGGGGCAUGGAGGAGGAUAGCUCUAGGGAUCUGAAAGAAGUGUCCACUUGGGAGCAAGUUCUGAAGAGUGUGGAUCCUAGCAGAGCUCAAGAGAGUGAUGUGGAUGACGAAGAUGAGACUGACGAUGAUAGUAAAGUGCUGAUUCAGCAGAUUGUAGAGAGAACUAAACAAGGUUCACCUGUACUCAUUAACGCUCAAAAACUUCUGUUUUCUGUAGAUCAAUAGGUCGCUGGACUAUACGGCAUUGAUUUUGAGAUAUGUCAUGUAGUGUAAAAUGAUUGUUGAGGAAAGGGAAAUAUUGAUUUUUUUUAAACCUUCUGGCGAUGUAUUUUUUGAUC